Molecule: messenger RNA, 4751 nt
Organism: Globicephala melas (long-finned pilot whale)
Lineage: Eukaryota; Metazoa; Chordata; Mammalia; Artiodactyla; Delphinidae
Gene: B4GALNT1
Product: beta-1,4-N-acetyl-galactosaminyltransferase 1
Biological process (GO): ganglioside biosynthetic process
Cellular component (GO): Golgi membrane
Molecular function (GO): acetylgalactosaminyltransferase activity
Source: RefSeq, a predicted model, not a curated record
GUAGAGAGAAGGACCUGCGCUCGGCGCGGGCUUCGCGCCCCCACAAUGUCCUCGGCGCCCACCAGAAGGCGCCCCAGCGCUCUCCUUCCCCGCGCGUAGCCGGAUCCUCCGCCGAACCAGCCCGGGAGCUGAGCCGCGCGGAACCGCGAACUGAAGAGCCGGGCGGCGGCCCGACCUCUCCCGGCCCGGCAAGUGGAACAGGGCCGCCUCCAGCCCCAUGAGGACCCCCAGGCUGGGGCUGAGAGCCUGGCGCAGCCCGGACCGAAAUCUUGCGGCGGCCUCAGAGCGUUAGACAGGUCAGUGCCCGGGCGGGAUGAGGGGCCGAGCCGGAGGCGGGAAGAGGCGCGCACGCAGGUCCACCUUGUCCCCCCGCACAGCUUCCCGAGGCCACUCAUGGGGUCACCUCCGCCGGGGCCACCCAGUAGCGCGGGCGUGAUUCUGCAUUUUUCAUGACAGGCAAGGUGUGGCGCUGCCCUCUGCAGCCCAGCCGGGGCCAGGUGAUGCUCGGACUGAGGGGUUGGGGGAUGCGCGGGCCAGGGGAGGUGGCGGGCUCGGGAACACCCGCUAUUCUGAUAAAAUGGUACUCUUCUACUUAUGAGCCGCCGCAUCGAAACCACUACCUCCAACGUUCUCUUGCUUCAAGAUGCCCGGCCUCAGGCGUGAGAGGAAAGCAAGAUGCGGGAGAGGGAGAGAAGAAAGGAGGCCGGGAGACCCGAGGCCCGGGAAGUGAGGGGAGGGGACAGGGGUACCGAUUCGCUACGCAAAUCCUGGCGCGCGAGAUGUGGAAAGCCCCGGGUGGCCGGCAGGAGCCUCCGGAAGCGCGGGGGCCCCAACCCACGCCUUCGCUCCCCACCUUUCUCACUCUCCCAUCCCUACCGCCCACCCAGGAUGCGGCUGGGCCGCCGGGCCCUCUGUGUGCUGGUCCUGCUGCUCGCCUGCGCCUCGCUGGGGCUCCUGUACGUGAGCACCCGGGUCGCGCCGGGCCUCCAGGCACCUCUUGCGCUGUGGACGCCCCUGCAGGGCAACCCCAGGCCAGAAUUGCCAGGUCUUGCCCCCGAGCCCCGGUACGCACACAUCCCAGUCAGGAUCAAGGAGCAAGUGGUGGGGCUGCUGUCCACAAACAACUGCAGUUGUGAGUCCAGUGGGGGGAGCCUUCACCUCCCCUUCCAGAGGCAGAUCCAAGCCAUUGACUUCACCAAGGCCUUUGACCCUGAGGAGCUGAGGGCUGCAUCUGCCUUGAGGGAGCAGGAGUUCCAGGCCUUCCUUUCAAGGAGCCAGUCUGCUGCUGACCAGCUGCUCAUAGCCCCUGCCAACUCCCCACUACAGUACCCCCUGCAGGGUGUGGAGGUCCAGCCCCUCAGGAGCAUCUUGGUGCCAGGACUGAGCCUGCAGGCCACUUCUGGUCAGGAGGUAUACCAGGUGAACCUGACUGCCUCCUUGGGCACCUGGGACGUGGCAGGGGAAGUGACUGGAGUGACUCUCACUGGAGAGGGGCAGCCACAUCUCACCCUCGCCAGCCCAGGGCUGGACCAACUCAAUCGGCAGCUGCAACUGGUGACUUAUAGCAGCCGAAGCUACCAGGCAAACACAGCAGACAUAGUCCGGUUCUCCACCGAGGGACACAAAGUUGCCUUCACCAUACGCAUAAGACACCCACCCAGCCCUCAGCUGUACCCACCUGGGUCUCUACCCCUGGGAGGUGAGACUGCCCAGUACAACAUCAGCGCUCUGGUCACCAUUGCCACUAAGACCUUCCUUCGUUACAAUCGGCUACGGGCACUCAUCGCCAGCAUCCGCCGCUUCUACCCGACAGUCACAGUGGUAAUCGCCGACGACAGCGACAAGCCAGAGAGCAUUAGAGGUCCCCACAUCGAGCACUAUCUCAUGCCUUUUGGCAAGGGCUGGUUCGCAGGCCGGAACCUGGCCGUAUCCCAAGUAACCACCAAGUACGUGCUGUGGGUGGACGACGACUUCGUCUUCACGGCGCGGACACGACUGGAGAGGCUUGUGGACGUGCUGGAGCGGACGCCGCUGGACCUGGUCGGGGGCGCGGUGCGCGAGAUCUCCGGCUUCGCCACCACGUACCGGCAGCUGCUGAGCGUGGAGCCCGGCGCGCCAGGCCGCGGGAACUGCCUCCGGCAGAAGCGCGGCUUCCACCACGAGCUCGUCGGCUUCCCAGGGUGCGUGGUCACCGACGGCGUGGUCAACUUCUUCCUGGCGCGCACUGACAAGGUGCGCGAGGUCGGCUUUGACCCGCGCCUCAGCCGCGUGGCGCACCUGGAAUUCUUCCUGGAUGGACUUGGUUCUCUUCAGGUGGGCUCCUGCUCAGACGUUGUUGUGGAUCACGCAUCCAAGUUGAAGUUGCCUUGGACAUCACGGGACGCCAGGGCAGAGACUUAUGCUCGGUACCGUUACCCGGGAUCCCUGGAUGAAAGUCAGGUGGCCAAACACCGCCUGCUCUUCUUCAAACACCGGCUCCAGUGCAUGACCUCAGAGUGACGGCCACUCGGGGCCUUCCAACCGUCAGGCUGGGCCUACCUCCUUGCACCUGCCAGGAAUAUCUAGCAAAGCCCACCAGCCAGUGACCACUCCACUGACUGUCUCCAAUCUCCUUCAGAACUUGAUCCCAAAUAGGGGCUUGUCCUGGUGACAUUCCUCCUUUCUGCGAGUGCCCAGGGGCAUGAUGGAGCCAUAACUCAACCCACAGCCAGUGCCAAGUCCUCCUCCCACCCCCUUCCCAUAGGGCAGGAAGUGGGGGGUUGCUUUCCAAGUGCCAAAGAGCCCAUGGGGACUCUAAAAUCCUAAAGCGGAAACACUCUCAUCUCCUUGGGACCAAGGGGGUGGGGAAGCCCCCAGUAUAUAUUCCCAGGGCUGGGGCCUCCCUCGCAUCCCUGGAUCCAGGACUCUGUGCAGCGACUGCAGCCCCACCCCAUGGAGAGAACUGGUGACGGGAGCUGGUGUGGGGACCAGUGAACAUACAGCAUCUGCAAAGGUGACACCACUGCAGUCUAGGACUACCACUCUGACAGGCUCAGCAACUAGGAUGGCAGAAGGCAGGAGUACCCAGAUGCCUCCAUGGGUUGUGCCCAAAUCUCCCUCAUUGUCAUCCCAUCUCACCUGCAUCAGGUGGGCCGUCUGUCUUUGGAGCCUCCUGUGAGUAGAAAAGGGUAGUCACCAUCUCUGAGACACAAGCACGAACAUGCACCCCUUGAGCACAAUGACCCCCCCCAGAACACCCACCUGUCUCCCACCCCCAAAGAAGCCACAUGCCCCUUUGACCAAGUCCCUCACCUUGCCUCCUUCUCCAAGCCCCAGGUGCCACUCCAGGAUGCGGCGAAACUGCCCACGGGUCCCGAAGUAGAGCGGUGUUGGAUAGCUCAGGAUGCAGAGCCCUGGGACCUGGAGGAGCUAAGGGGUCAGAGGGUCAGUGAAACAUCCGAGUCUAAUCUUCCCUUCCUUCUUCGGCUGUAGCCCACCCACCUUGUGACUCUCUCUGAGUGGCCUGUAGAGCUCUGUCCCCUCAGCCAGUCCAAGUGCCAGGCACUGUACCCUGGGCGGGAAGCUGGGGUCAGAUUCCCAGCCUGACCUGGCUGGAGAGUCACCCCAGGCACUCUUUUCUCUUCCCUCCGCUCAUCUUGACUCCCCUCAUCUCUACUCCCACCUCUGGGUGCGGCAGACCACAGUCAUCAUGGAGAAGACCACACCUACAGCCAGGCCCAGGUCCACACUCAGGGUCACGACAGCCACCCAUGUGACCAUCCACACAGCCUGCAGGACAUGGAUGGGAGCGAAAUGACCAAAAGAAAUGCCAGGCCAUCCCUGCCAGGGAAAGUUGUCCAGGGGCAGUGACUGCCGGGGCAAGUGAUGGGGAGGGAUGGCCUGGGAGAAAGUAGAAACAAUGACAGAAGGAAGGAACGGGAUGGACCUAAUAGGGGAUACACACCAAGUGUAAUGACCCCAGACCUUGAACCAUCUGGGGAGUUACAAAUAUUCAGGUCUGAAGAGGUUCAAGCUCCACCCUUCACCUUGUCUCUGAGUAAAGGGAUUAGGAGGUAUACAUGUUGGGGGGGGGUGGGUUGCAGAACUUAGGACUGGGACAAUUAGCUUCGAUCAAGGGCAGAGGCUGGGGACGCUGGUAAAUGGGAGGGGGCAUCCGAGGGUAAUGCUGCCAUUUCUCACAAAGUCCACGCGGCUGAUGCGCCAUAGUUGUGGAAGUUCUCGCAUCUGGAAGAACAUCUGGCGCAUGCUGGAGAUGUUGAUGCAGGCCAAGACAGCCUUGGGGCAGAGGAGGUAAGCUGACCACCCCAGUGUGGAGGGAUGUCGCCACCCAUCCCAGCCACCCCUCCACCUCCUCUGCUGCUUACCUUGGGCAGAUAGUAGAAGAAGGGCCCCAACCACAGCAGGACAGACAGGACAACCAUACAGGAGAAGAGGCCUGCCACCUAGAGGGAAGGAGGGACGGAAGCAAAGAAGGGAGGGAACCUCACCCACCCCCGCGUGAGAGUUGGUCUCCCUGCCUACUCUGCCUCAUCCUCCUUGGAAGUCUCCCUCCUCCCAAAUCCCCUUCCACACUGAUACUCCUCACUCCUCAACCCCCUGCUUGAUAUUCUGCCGCUCACACCUACCUUCCCCUCCCCCAAUUAAAUGCCUGUCAUUUGCUGGUCUGCCCCAAGAUGCAGUUCAACAUCCCUAUUUUUGUAGCUGACCUCCAUCUUUUUUUAAAAUUUUAUUGGAGCAUAGUUGAUUUACAA